GCGAGGCCCGCUCCGGGUAGGCGGGGCUGCGGGGCGCAGGGUAUAAAAGUCGGCCCCGAGGUCCGGGCUCAGCUCGCUCCCUCCUCCUCCUCGUCGCCGACCGUCUCUCCAGCGCUCCGUCCUCCAGCAGCCAGCAUGGUGCACUGGACGCCCGUACAGAAGCAGCUGAUCACCGCCCUCUGGAGCGAGGUGGACGUGCUCGAAGUGGACGCUGCCAGCCUCGGGAGACUGCUGGUGGUGUACCCCUGGACCCAGCGCUUCUUCGCCCACUUCGGGAACCUCUCCGGCCCCAGCGACAUCUAUGCCAACCCCCUGGUCAGGGCCCACGGGACGAAGGUGCUGAGCGCCUUCGGGGAGGCCAUCAAGAACAUAGACAGCAUCAAGGAGACCUUCUCCAAGCUGAGUGAGCUGCACGUGGACCCCGAGAACUUCAGGCUUCUGGGCAACGUCCUCAUCAUUGUCCUGGCCGGCGACCAUGGGGAAUAGUUUACCCCCAGCACC
Crotalus tigris (Tiger rattlesnake) is the source of this 501-nucleotide messenger RNA. RefSeq names its product hemoglobin subunit beta-2-like. Bases 136 to 486 code for a protein of 116 amino acids. NCBI's taxonomy places the organism in Eukaryota, Metazoa, Chordata, Lepidosauria, Squamata, Viperidae. The transcript has 3 exons. Gene Ontology annotation, cellular component: haptoglobin-hemoglobin complex; hemoglobin complex; blood microparticle. Gene Ontology annotation, molecular function: oxygen binding; organic acid binding; heme binding. The record is from RefSeq and is a predicted model, not a curated record. Gene Ontology annotation, biological process: hydrogen peroxide catabolic process; oxygen transport.